Messenger RNA from Colletotrichum acutatum, 714 nucleotides. RefSeq lists its product as uncharacterized. The record is from RefSeq and is a predicted model, not a curated record. The coding region runs from base 1 to 714 and encodes 237 amino acids. The transcript is spliced from 2 exons. Lineage: Eukaryota; Fungi; Ascomycota; Sordariomycetes; Glomerellales; Glomerellaceae.
AUGCAGGUCAUCUGCGCAGGACUAUUGCGUACUGGAACCAGCUCAAUCAGCCGUGCCUUAGAGAUACUACUUGAUGGACCGAUCAAAUCCUGGAUGAAGGUGCUUUUAGAGUGGCCACCGACGAAUGCGGCCAUGGAACAGGAAAUCUUGAACACCACACGCGUUCGCACUGACGGCUAUGUUGCUAUCACUGACGCGCCUGGUUCCAACCUCGUUCAGGAGCUUGUGACACUAUACCCAGAUGCCAAAGUCGUCUGUAUAGUUUGUGAUGACAAGGCCUGGGAGAGGAGCAUGGGAGGGUUGAAUGGCGAGGUGUCACCAUCAGCUUUGCACUCUGUACUCUUUCUGCUGCCCACGAUGCGGCUCUUCCCAGCCUAUGUCCAAACUUUAAUCUUGCAUUGUGUCAAACUAUACGGGGAAUCAAACCUACCAAUCGUCAAAACAUAUCACCGCCAUAUCGCGUACCUAAAGAGCGUUGUUCCGCCGGAGAGGCUGAUCUUCUUCGACGUACGAGAUGGAUGGAAGCCCUUGUGCAAAGCACUGGAUCUCCCAGUACCCGAAAAUGUAUCAUUCCCCAAUAUCAAUGAUGGCAAGGCUAUUCAGGCGUUCGCAAUGAAGCAAAUCAAACGGGGUCUUGGGACAUGGCUUUUGUGUAUUAGCAUAAUAGGAGUUGGUAGCUUCAUACUGUUUAAGGCUUGGGGCACUCUAUUUUGA